UAUGCCGAAAAAGCCGAGACGGAUGAUUUUAGGACCGAAGCUUCGGAAGAUUGUAACAAUGCUCCACAUACUCACCUGAGCUCGUCCUUUUCUUCUGAAAGCGGUGCACAUAAACGGAAAGCUGCGGUGCCCCACCGUCGUGAUGAGCUUGUUGCGCAGACUGCGCAGUCGUUAAUAGUUCCGAAUGGCGUAUUGUUGGAUCUGGAGUCGGACGCCGCAGCGAACAGCGCAUCGCAUGCAUCACUGUUGUCUCACAUCGACGACUCCGCGAUGCAGUGUCUUGACCGUCUCAUAAAUGGGAACCUUGAUGAAGUGUUCCCAUUCUGUGACGAUCAUGACAAUCUUUCGGGAUUUGCUGCUGGAAUGGAAAGCUCUUUUCAUGCAAAUCAGAGCAGUGGCAAUACAUAUCAACAAGAGGGAACUGGAGACCUGUUCUCUGAGUCUGCUCCUCCUCCACUUGAUGUCGGUCCAUCACAUAGCCCACCACCACCAGAAGUGGUACACAGCUCAAAAAGUCGCUCGAUCGAUGAAGGAGAAAUCAUUAGUGAAGAAAGUCUGCAUGGAAGAACCGAGAGAACGGCGUCGCUAGGCAAAAUAGUAACAAGAUCGGAUGAUCAUGAAAUCAAUACAGGUCGUGAGCACUCACCAGUUCCUCGAAGUGAUUCAAGACGUUCCUCGCUGGACUCUGGAAGGAGUAGGCGCGACGAGAGAAAAGUGGCGGACCGUUUGAAGGAUUUCAGUCGUAAUCCUCCAAAAUCAGAUCAUCGUUCAAGAAAGUCGACUACUGAUCGCGCAGAACUGAAGGAUGCUGUCAUAUUCGAGUCGGGUAACGUUCCCCGAGUGCACACACCUUCGACCACAGGAAGUCGUUUGUCAAGAGAGCGUACACGUGGAUUUUCGUCGUUGUUUGAGGAAGGUCACAGCAAUCCGUCUUCUCGUGAUUCGUCACCUCAUCGUGAAAAGUUAAGCAGAAAGGAAGAGGAACGUCGUCAGAUACGCUUCCCAUUCUCUCAUUUGUCCUGUCCGAUGGCCGUGGCUGCUGUUUCCACGGUCUGCGCUUUUGUAUUCCCUAAACACUGGUCUGCGGCGAGGAAGAGAAAAGCGGAUUCCGAUCGUAAUGGUGUUCCUUCUCCCGUUGGCUUCCCACAUUUUCCUCGGCAGCAACAGCAGAAGUUUGCCCCUCAAAAGAGACCGCUGCCAGCGACAAGUUUGGACUCAUACCUUGGCUCUCCUCCUCAGAAGUCGCCUGAUAUUCGCGAUGGUGAAGCAACGUCGUCACGUGGUUCGGGCAAAAAAUGCAAACUGGAUCUGUCAAAAAUGCCAGACAUAAUUAACAAGUUGUAUGGUGAGAAAUAG
Messenger RNA from Ostertagia ostertagi, 1356 nucleotides. NCBI's taxonomy places the organism in Eukaryota, Metazoa, Nematoda, Chromadorea, Rhabditida, Trichostrongylidae. The record is from the annotation of a GenBank genome assembly.